ACAUCUGCCCUGAGCGCAUCCUCCGGACUCUCCCCGCUGAUAAACCAAACAAUAUCGGCAGGUUAAAGCGGCAGCAGCCACUCUGCAGCACAACAUUCGACUUUCAGCGCUUUGAAGAAGCUUCCAGAAACUUCCGCAGCAGGAAGAUGAACGACAGCGAGCCGAGCAGCGCCCUGCUGGCGGAGUACGACUUCGAGCGGCGCUUCGACGAAAGACGAGCUCUGGAAUGGAUGCAGGAGAACUGGAGCAAGUCCUUCAUGUUCUGUGGCCUGUACGCUGCACUCGUCUUCUUCGGUCAGCACUUCAUGAGGGAAAGACCGAAGCUGAACCUGCGGCGUCCGCUGGUGCUGUGGUCGCUCAGCCUCGCCGUGUUCAGCAUCAUCGGAGCGUUCAGGACCGGACUGUACAUGCUGCACGUGCUCACCAACAGCGGCUUCAAGCAGUCGGUGUGUGACAACAGCUUCUACAGCGCCCCCGUCACCAAGUUCUGGGCCUACGCCUUCGUCCUCAGCAAAGCUCCCGAACUGGGAGACACAGUGUUCAUCGUCCUGAGGAAGCAGCGCCUCAUCUUCCUGCACUGGUACCACCACAUCACCGUGCUGCUCUACUCCUGGUACUCCUACAAGGACCAGGUUGCGGGCGGCGGCUGGUUCAUGACCAUGAACUACUUGGUCCACUCGCUCAUGUACACGUACUACGCUGCCCGGGCGGCCGGCCUUCGGGUGCCUCGUCCCUGCGCCAUGAUCAUCACCUUCACCCAGAUCAUGCAGAUGGUGAUGGGCCUGGCCGUGGUGGGCCUGGUGUACCGCUGGAUGCACGAGGUCCGCUGCCCGUCCAACCUGCACAACAUCACGUGGGGCUCCCUCAUGUACCUGAGCUACUUGGUCCUCUUCGCCUCGUUCUUCUACAACAGCUACCUCAAAGGCUCGUCCAAGGACAAAGGACAGAAGGCCGAGUAACUCGUCUGUACUGAGCUCACGGUCGUAUUAAAGUGUGCCAUCAGUAGAAGUGACCAACAGCGAGAAGCCAUGAAUGUGAAGGCUGCUCAAAUCCAAGUCCCGGUACUGUGAGUUUUUACUCUCAAAACAAUGAUACAUCUGCGGACUCAGAGCGUUUGGGAAGAGGAGACCAACCCCGGACUCAGCACAUUUUAAUAGGACCUCCUGAAUAGUGGGGAGUACAGCGUGGAGAAAGGUUAGAGAAGGAAGGGAAUGACUUCAUUUAAGUUAUUGCAUUGGUUACGUAGACUUUUGACCAGUAUCUAAAAACAGGCACAUGAGGGCCAAACAUCUGUCAAAGGUGGUUUACUAAUGUUUGUUUGUUGAAACUAAGAAGUAAUGUAAAAGUACUUAUUAAUUUUUGUGUUGUUGAAGAAAUGACUCAGCUGUUUGGGAACUAUGACAUGAGAGGUUUGAAACUUAGCAUGAAGACUGGAAGCAGGGGAACUGGAAAAGCACUUACUUUAACCUCUAACACUA
Messenger RNA from Stegastes partitus (bicolor damselfish), 1478 nucleotides. RefSeq names its product elongation of very long chain fatty acids protein 6-like. Gene Ontology annotation, cellular component: endoplasmic reticulum; endoplasmic reticulum membrane. The record is from RefSeq and is a predicted model, not a curated record. Gene Ontology annotation, molecular function: fatty acid elongase activity. NCBI's taxonomy places the organism in Eukaryota, Metazoa, Chordata, Actinopteri, Pomacentridae. Bases 147 to 959 code for a protein of 270 amino acids. Gene Ontology annotation, biological process: very long-chain fatty acid biosynthetic process; fatty acid elongation, saturated fatty acid; fatty acid elongation, polyunsaturated fatty acid. The transcript is spliced from 4 exons.